AUGCAUCAGCGAUCGUGUGUGUCCCUGCCCAUACGCAGUCUCCUGGCCGGAAGGCUGGUUUACAGCCCGCUACUGCUUCCACGAACCCUCAGAGCCAAUAUACAGAUUCAAAGGCUCUACAGCACAGCCCCUGCCGAUACGAAACCGACGUACGAACCGUUAGAUAAGGGGCCUGACGACCUCUCUCAUUUGAAUCCCACGCCGGAAGACUACUCGCGCUUCAUUUUCCAAGACAAAUGCACAGUCACAGUAUACUCUGGCAACGGAGGUCAUGGAUGCGUCUCAUAUCUACGGGAGAAAUAUAUCGAGGAGGGCCCGCCUAACAGGGGGGACGGCGGCAGUGGAGGGGGUAUCUACAUCCAAGCAGUAGAAGGCCUGACCAGUCUGCAUAAACUCGCGCGGAGAGGUGUGAUCCGGGCGACGCGCGGCACAAACGGACAAGGAAAGAGCAAAGGAGGGAAACGCGGCGAGGACGUGUUGAUUCAAGUACCUGUUGGGACGGUCGUGCGGGAAGUUGAUCGUUAUGACCCCGUUGCCGAGGAGUUCGCUCGGAUGCGACGAGAGCGCAGGGAAGCUGCGGAAGCAGGCGAGGAAGAGUCAGAAGAGGGAGUGAUUGACUUCAAGCCCAUCCGUCAUGACCGCUGGGUGCUUCAUCCUAGCGCCAAGCCAUCUGAUUUUCUGACUGUUGCCUUUCCCAAGCUCAAACCUCGACGACAAGGCAUUGCAGCGAUGGAGCCUGAAGCUCCGAUCUUUCUUGACUUGUCAGAACCUAUGGACAAGCCUAUGCUCCUUGCCGCCGGUGGUAUAGGAGGGUUGGGAAAUCCGCAUUUCGUGACGCGUUCUAUGGGAAGGCCUAAAUUUGCCUCCCGAGGUGAGGGUGGUAUGAGGCUGGAUCUUGACUUCGAGCUGAAGCUACUGGCAGAUGUUGGGCUCGUAGGAAAGCCCAAUGCUGGUAAAAGUACACUUCUUCGCUCUUUGACCAACAGUCGCACCCGAAUUGGAAACUGGGAAUUCACGACUUUGUCUCCCCAUAUUGGCACAGUGGUUAUCGACAAUCACAAAGGGCGGCCAUUGAUUGAGUCUAGAGGCAGAAUCCAUGCGCACCUCGAUCGUGGACUAGGACUGGGUUUCCUUCGACACAUCGAUCGCGCUGGGAUUCUUGCCUUCGUGAUCGAUCUCAGUGCCGGUGACCCGGUACAAGAACUGCAAAAGCUAUGGCGAGAGCUUGGUGAGUAUCAGCGAAUUCGUGAUGCCCAGCCAGAUCCUUCGCUUGAAGAGGAGCCCCCGAGAGGAGUUAUCGAUUGGGGAUCGGAUAUUUCUGAGCCACAGCUUGAUGCUGAUGGCGAGGAAUCCUAUGAUGGCUCAGUGUAUAAGCCUCCUCGAGCUCUUCCAUUCCUCGAAAUGGAACCGAUCCACACCAAGCCCUGGUUUGUUGUAGCCACCAAGGCAGACUUGGAGGGCACGCGAGACCAGUAUAGAGCUCUGCAGGACUAUUUAUCUGCCGUACAGAAGGGCAGUGUGGAACACCCUUCCGGUCAUGCUGAUGGCUGGAAAGAAAAUGUGUGUGCGGUGCCUGUUAGUGCCAUCCGUGGUGAGGGUGUCUCUCGUAUACCGAAGCUGGCGAUGCAGCUCCUGGAAGAAGAUUCUCCCUUCACGAACUAA
Messenger RNA from Penicillium chermesinum, 1662 nucleotides. Its product is annotated as GTP-binding protein Obg. Lineage: Eukaryota; Fungi; Ascomycota; Eurotiomycetes; Eurotiales; Aspergillaceae. Gene Ontology annotation, molecular function: GTPase activity; GTP binding. The record is from RefSeq and is a predicted model, not a curated record. Bases 1 to 1662 code for a protein of 553 amino acids. Gene Ontology annotation, cellular component: mitochondrion. The transcript is spliced from 2 exons.